GUGCCAACCACGCUAAGCCAUCCCGUCACCGACGAUGCCAGAGCCCAGCGUGAAGAAGAUCAAGACAGAUACAGCAGCAGUGCUGCAUCCCGACGUGCUCGGCACGUCGGCGGAGGCACGGCGAGCGAUCCGCGGCGUUUGCGCAGGCAAUGCUCCGUUCCCUCAUUACCAAAUUCCUGUGCUGUGUACUGUCGAGCACAUGCGCAAGGUGCACACGGAAUGCGUCCAAGAGCUUCAGAGCACAUUCAAAGAGACCGAUUUGUUCAAACUGUACCAAACCAUCGACUUGGGCAACUUGAAAGCGUCGAGUCCGCUGGCCAAGAAGCUGCCUGCCCUCAUGCAACUGCGCAAUGCCCUGUACACAUCGGAAUUCCGGCAGUACAUGGCCGAUAUCACGGGAUGCGGCCCGCUCACGGACAAAGUCGACUGUGCCGCCAACGUGUACAUGACUGGGUGCCACCUCCUGCCUCACGACGACGUGAUUGGCACGCGAUGCAUCAGCUACGUCAUCUACCUCAGCGACCCGGACGACGAAUGGACAGCGGCCGACGGCGGUGCCUUGGAAUUGUAUCCACAAACCGUGCCGUCGUCCGGGAUCCCGGCGUUGGUGCCGACCGCAUUUGCAUUGCCUACGUACAACUCCCUCGCGCUGUUUCCUGUCGCGCCCGGCGUCAGCUUUCAUUCGGUGCAAGAAGUGUACGCCGACAAGCCGCGCUUGUCCAUUCAGGGCUGGUACCACCAGGACGGCGCGCCAGACGGUGUCGACGCUGCCACCGCCAAACAAGUCGCCGCUAUUGAAGCUGCUCAACAUCCGUUUGUGGCCCUCGUGACAUCUCCAGGCGGCGACGAUUCCGAAGAGCUCACGGAAACCGAAAUGGCCGACCUGUCCAAGUUUAUCAACCCCAUUUACUUGAAAGAAGACACUCUCGAGCAGGUCCAGGAGGCAUUCCAGCAGUCGGGCAGCAUACAGCUGCAAGAUUUUUUGACGUCUCCGUGGGUGUCUGCCAUCGACGCGGCUAUGCGAGCAGCCGACAGCGCGGAGAAGCUCGGGCACGGACAAGUUCCCUCCUAUACGGCCGGUUACGACCAAGCGGGUUCGUGGACUGCCCAGGGCCCGCUCUUCCUUCAGCGGUACCUUCGCUAUACGGGCGCCGUGCCGGCUUCAAUUCCAGCGCUGGACACGUCAUGCCCAACCGUGCAGCCAGCGACGACUACAACAAACAAUUCAGAUCCGACCCCAGGGCAGCUCUUGGCGUUCAUCCAGACGUUCCUGGUCCAGUGUCCAGCCUUUAUCAAGUGGGUGUCUCUGGCCACGGGCGUCGCGCCCUCCGCCGCCCGGUCAGAAGUUCGCAGGUUUCGACCUGGGUUGGACUACACGCUGGCCCACCAUGCGCCAUCGUCCAAACCGUCGAGUCCUAUCUUGGACGUUGUUUUGUGUUUUUGCAAUGCCGAAGCAAGCGACGCUGCAGCGGACGACGACGGGCCGUGGACUACGUCGGGGUACGAGUGCUACGUCCGCGCCGAAGACGACGGCAUCGGAGACGUCGCUGUAUCGACUGACGACAACGAAGACGACGACGAACGUCAUGCGCCUGUGCAAAUCCCCGCGCAACCAAACACUCUGAGUUUGGUGGUCCGCGACACGUCCACGAUGAAAUUUGUCAAGUUUGUCACCUGUCGCGAGCCUGGCAGCCGAUGGGAUGUGAAUGUCGAGUUUGAAUUGCCUGCGCCGUAGGUGCAGUUAUCGUAAGUUGAUGCAACGAGUCGACUCGACUGGUCAACGUCGCUCUCCUUCUUCACUAGCAUUUCAAACAUCUCUGCGCCACACGCCGACGUCCGAUUUAAAACACCAGCACUUGUAUGUCGU
Molecule: messenger RNA, 1867 nt
Organism: Aphanomyces invadans
Lineage: Eukaryota; Oomycota; Saprolegniomycetes; Saprolegniales; Verrucalvaceae
Exons: 7
Coding region: 35-1735 (566 amino acids)
Molecular function (GO): iron ion binding; L-ascorbic acid binding; 2-oxoglutarate-dependent dioxygenase activity
Source: RefSeq, a predicted model, not a curated record